This is a messenger RNA of Dunckerocampus dactyliophorus (ringed pipefish), 1521 nucleotides long. RefSeq names its product cytochrome P450 2K1-like. The transcript has 9 exons. Gene Ontology annotation, biological process: xenobiotic metabolic process. Lineage: Eukaryota; Metazoa; Chordata; Actinopteri; Syngnathiformes; Syngnathidae. The coding region runs from base 1 to 1521 and encodes 506 amino acids. The record is from RefSeq and is a predicted model, not a curated record. Gene Ontology annotation, molecular function: heme binding; oxidoreductase activity, acting on paired donors, with incorporation or reduction of molecular oxygen, reduced flavin or flavoprotein as one donor, and incorporation of one atom of oxygen; iron ion binding. Gene Ontology annotation, cellular component: intracellular membrane-bounded organelle; cytoplasm.
AUGUCUCCUCUGGAAGACCUUCUGGCCUUGCUCUGGUCCAGUUCUACCGCAGUGCUGGCCGGUGUUGCUGUGCUGCUCCUCUUGGCUUUUGCCUCCAGGCGCUUCGCUUUGCAGGAAACAAGGAAGGGGCCCCCGGGGCCCAAACCUUUACCCGUGCUUGGCAACCUGCUGCAGCUUGAUCUCAAGUGGCUCCACAUAAGCCUUUGUGAGCUUGCAGAACGAUACGGGUCUGUGUUUACGAUCUACAUUUUCACCAAGAAAGUGGUGGUCCUGGCUGGAUACAAGACGGUCAAAGAAGCUCUGGUCAACCAUGCAGAGGAGUUUGGAGAGCGCCACAUCUACCCGAUGUUUCAGGACAUUAACCAGGGUCAUGGAAUACUUUUUGCAAACGGAGGCUCGUGGAAGGAAAUGCGACGAUUUGCCAUCAGCGCUCUGAGGGAAUUGGGAAUGGGCAAAAGACUCGCUGAAGAGAAAAUCAGGGCGGAGUGCAGCCACCUCAUUUCCCUUUUUGAGAAGUAUGACGGGCAACCAUUUGACACAAGCCGUCCAGUGAGUAAGGCCACGUCCAACAUCAUCUGCUCUAUCGUGUACGGGAGCCGAUUCGAAUAUGACGACACUCGAUUCACCUGCAUGGUGAAUCGAGCCAAUGACAGCAUUCACAUGCUUGGAUCCAAACAAAUUCAGCUGUACAACAACUUUCCAUGGCUGUUCAGCUGGGUUCAGCACCGGCGGAUGAUUCUAAAGAACUGUGAUGAAAGCAUCCAGGACAUAAAGGACCUGCUGGCCCAACUGAAGGAGAAGCUGAACCCUCGAGUGUGCACGGGGCUGGUCGACUGCUUCUUCAUGCGCAAGCAAAAAGAGGAGGAUCUCUCUGUUGAGCAGAACCACUUCAGUGAGGACAACAUGGUUCAUGUCGUGGCCAACCUCUUUGCUGCAGGCACGGACACCACUGCCACCACACUGAGAUGGGCCAUGCUAUUAAUGGCCAAAUAUCCCCAAAUCCAAGAUGGGGUCCAGGAGGAGCUGAGCAGAGUGAUCGGAAGCCGCCAGGUUUGCAUGGAAGACCGCAAGAACCUUCCCUACACCGACGCCGUCAUCCACGAAGCGCAGAGGUUCGCCAACAUCGCACCCUUGGCCAUUCCUCACCAAACCAGCCGGGACGUCACCUUCCAGGGCCACUUCAUCGAAAAGGGCACCGUUGUUUUGCCUCUACUUACGUCUGUCCUCUUCGAUGAGAGUGAGUGGGAGACACCAAACACCUUCAACCCUUCCCACUUCCUGGAUGAGGAGGGUAAAUUCAUCAAGAGGGAUGCCUUCAUGCCCUUCUCUGCAGGCCGCAGGGUUUGUCUUGGUGAAAGUCUGGCCCGGAUGGAGCUCUUCCUCUUCUUCACGACCCUCCUUCAGCGCUUUUGCUUCACACCUCCGCCCGGGACGUCGGAGGACGAGCUGGAUUUGACGCCGGUGGUGGGCUUCACGCACAAUCCAUCGCAUCACCAGCUGUGUGCUGUCAGCCGCCGCUGA